AGGCCCGCCACCGCCGAACGCGCAGAGGACAGGUCGGAGAUCGAAAAGCUCGCUGCCAAGCACUGGCUCGGAUCAAAACCAAAAUACACAAAGAAAUGCGUCGACACCAUCGCCAAGCACCUGGCUGGCAGCCAUUUCGCCAAGCGCGCUCUGCAAGAGCUCGAGCGUACGCAGUACCUGGAGCGCUUCCUCUGGCCGCACUUUUCCGACGCCUCGACCGACAUCCACGUUCUGUCGGUGCUUCUGAUGGUGAACGAGAAGCAUCAGGAGAAGCUGCUGGCGACUCUGUGGCCUGUGGUCGAGGAGAGCUUCCAGAUGCUGUUUGCCAGGGUGAUAAAGAUUGCGCUCAAAGCCGUCGAUUCCAGGGACGUGCGCUCGGUGGUGACACAGUUUCUGGUUGCGUGUUUUGGGAGCCUCGAGACUGAAUGUGUGCGCACGGCGUGCCUGCCGUUUGUCGGGAUCUCGAUCUGGCACAACGUCAGCGCCAAGGCCAGCAUUGAGACCGAGUUUGAGCGCGUGCCGACCCUGAAAAGGCUGUGGAAGCACACGAUGAAGAAGUUCAAGCCUGGGAAAACACAGCCAGACGAGCUGGCUGUGCUUACUGGGCAGCGCGAUUUCCUGGCCCAGUGGAUCAAGGCGUUCCUUGCAGCGCUGUACGAGGACCAGACAGUUGGGUUCUGUAUCAAGUCUAUCGAGCUGCUGGCCGACUUGCUGUCCCAGCUGGCAACUCGCCGGUAUGUCAAGCUGCUGAUCGUCGAUUACCAGGUUUUGGAGCUAUGUGCGAGAUCGAGUAUGUACAAGAAUGACAGGUUUAGGUCGCUGGUCGAGAUGCUGGAGAAGAUGGUGUACUUCCAGGUCGACGACAUCACCGGCCAGGCGCUGUCUGAGUAUGAUGCCAAGGAUCGCCAGUACCAGAGCCUGGUGAGAUUGCAGUUGCUUGUGUUCAAGCGGUUCCCCAAGCAGCUUGAAGACCUAGUUGUGUCCGGCACCCGCGCACUUGGUGACACCGAAGCUCUGGCCGGAUAUCUCCAGGUACUGGGCGAUGAUGACCUGCGCGAACUGGCAGAGAUGCUGGGCGUGCGCACUGUACCAGUGAUUGCGGCAGAUGUCGACUUUAUUGACGGUGAGACGUACACAAACACGUUUAUCAUAUGCGCUAUCGCCAACCGCUUCAAGACUCGCGAGACUGUGGCCGACCAGGUGCGUGGCAUCUCGCCGUACCCAACCGAGUCAUCGCUGUUUUCUGAGCUGAUCACCGAAGCCGACAACUACGGCAGGUCAGCCGACCCCAUCUCUUUGCAGUAUCCUGUGCUGCCCAUCCCCAAGCUCAACCUGCAGUUCCUGACUCUGCACGACUAUCUGUCGCGAAGCUUCGAGCUGUUCCAGCUCGAGAGUGCAUACGAGAUCCGCGAGGACGUCAAGGACGCAAUCAAGCGCCUGAUGCCCAAGGUCGAGGAUGACGUGUAUUUUGCCGGCUGGGCACGAAUGGCCAUGCCGCUCAGCAGCUUCUCUAUCGUCGAUGUGCAGCGGCCGAUGAUCGGUCAGAGCGCCCCGUCCAAGGUGCGUGCCGACUUGUCCAUCGACCUGAAGCCAUACACAGAGACUGUCCGUCUGGAGUGGGACACCGAGGUGCGUCCGCACGAUGUCCUGGUUCUGGUCACUGUAGCCGGUCUUGCUAGCGGCAAGCACGUGAUAAAGUACGUGCGUGGGUGUGAGGUCGAGUCGUCUGUGGAUACGGGCAGUGCCGAGUCUCUGCGCACGCUCCGGGUUCUGCUGGACGCGAACCAGUACCAUAGCGAUUUGAAGCUAGACGACGAUGUUUAUGACUCGUUUAAUGUGGUUUUGCGUCGGCGCCCGCAAGAGAACAACUUCAAGGCUGUUCUGGAGACUAUCCGCGAGCUGAUGGUGGCUGACGAAGCGCUACCAGAGUGGCUGGCACCGGCAUUCCUUGGAUAUGGCGAUCCGGCCGCGGCUGUGAAGGUUGGGGCUACCAACACGGUUGCUUUUGGCGAUACGUUUGUCGAUGAGGCGCAUCUGCACGAGUGCUUCGACGGAUAUGAGGUCCACGGAGAGUUCGGCAAGCCGUGUACUGUCACAUUCGCCGGGCCAGACAGCAAGGCUCUCACAGUUUCUGGUGCACCGAAGCGUGCCACAGGCCCAUUCCAAAUGCUGCAGAAGAGGCAAAACUCUGUGCGAUUCACUGCUGCGCAGGUUUCUGCCAUCCAGUCUGCCAGCCACCCCGGUCUGACUAUGAUUGUCGGCCCGCCAGGCACGGGAAAAACCGACGUUGCAGUUCAGAUUAUUUCCAAUCUCUAUCAUGCCCACCCUGAGCAAAAGAUCCUGCUGGUGACCCACUCGAACCAGGCGCUGAACCAGUUGUUUGAGAAAAUCAUUGACCUGGAUAUCGAACCACGCCAUCUGCUGCGCCUGGGGCACGGUGAGGAGGAGCUGGAGUCUGAGGAGCGGUACUCGAAAGCUGGCCGCGUCGAGUCGUAUUUGGAGAGGCGCCAGUAUUUGCUUGCGGAGGUGCAGAGGCUGGCAAGGGCCAUGGGCAUUGUGGGCGAUUUCGGGUAUACAUGUGAGACAGCGCGGAUGUUCUUCAUCACCCACGUCAAGGUCAAGUGGGCUGCCUAUCAGCGCAAGCUCAGCACCGAGGGGCUAUCAAAGGACAAUGUCACGGCGGCGUUCCCCUUCAGUGCGUUCUUUGAAGGGUCAGAUGCCAGCGCUUUGUUCCCUGAGCAGGCAAGCCCUGAGGAACUGGCCGAGAUCACCGGUGGUUGCUACACGUACAUCGAGGACAUGUUUGACGAGCUGCAGGAUAUCCAGCCGUUCGAGCUUCUGCGGUCGUCCCACGACCGAUCCAACUACCUCUUGACCAACCAGGCGCGCAUCGUCGCCAUGACCUGCACUCACGCGGCCCUCAAGCGCUCCGACAUGCUGCAGCUCGGAUUCCACUACGACACAGUAGUCAUGGAAGAAGCCGCGCAAGUGCUUGACAUUGAGACAUUUGUUCCCUUGGCGAUGCAGAAGACGAGUGCGCGGCUUAAACGCGUGGUGCUGAUUGGCGACCACAACCAGCUACCGCCUGUUGUCAAGAGCCAGGGGCUGAAGGUGUUUGGCAAUCUCGAGCAGAGCCUGUUUGCACGCAUGGUGAGGCUGGGUGUGCCGUAUGUGGAGCUGAACCGCCAGGCACGUGCACGGCCAGAGAUCGCCGACCUGUAUCGGUUCCGCUACGAUGAUUUGGGCGAUUUGUCUUCAGUGACUACUGGGGCAUUUGCUAUGCCUAACCCUGGAUUAGCAAGCACCUUCCAGUUCAUCAACACCGAGGACCUCGAUGGGCAAGGGGAGAGCGAGCCGACCAAGCAUUUCUACCAGAACCUUGCUGAAGCCGAAUACGCUGUGGCCAUAUACCAGUACAUGCGGCUGCUCGGGUACCCGGCCGACACGAUCGCGAUUCUGACAACGUACAAUGGACAAUGCGCGCUCCUCAACGAUGUGCUGAAGAGGCGGUGCGAAUGGCUGCCGUACUUUGGCCGGCCCAAGGCCGUGGCUACCGUGGACCAGUUCCAGGGCCAGCAAGCAGACUAUGUCAUUUGCUCGCUGGUGCGGACCAAGACGGUCGGCCACAUCCGCGAUCUGCGCCGGUUUACUGUAGCUGUGUCGCGUGCACGCCUGGGCCUAUAUGUUCUUGGUCGCCGCGAUGUAUUUGAGUCGUGCUUCGAGCUGCAGCAGUCGAUGCAGAAGCUGCUGGAGAAUGGAGAUAAGCUGGUAGUUUGCAAGGACGAACUGUAUGGAAGCGAGCUUCGAAAGAAGCGCAAGGCCUCUGUGGUUGAGGGCAUGGUGGAGAUGGGCAAGAUUGUCUAUGACAUGAGCCAAAAGCAUGUCGAAGAG
Molecule: messenger RNA, 3891 nt
Organism: Linderina pennispora
Lineage: Eukaryota; Fungi; Kickxellomycota; Kickxellomycetes; Kickxellales; Kickxellaceae
Product: P-loop containing nucleoside triphosphate hydrolase protein
Exons: 2
Biological process (GO): mRNA splicing, via spliceosome
Cellular component (GO): catalytic step 2 spliceosome
Molecular function (GO): helicase activity; mRNA binding
Source: RefSeq, a predicted model, not a curated record